CAGUGCGCAUAUUCUGAAUUUGUGGCAUCAUUUCAUUGUUCGGUCUGUUUUCACAGACUUCGCUACAUUUGGGCAAGAAUUGGCACUCCUCUCUUUGCUCAAAGUUACUUAAUAAAUCUUUUGCUUUUGGGCGUUCUAAUUUUCAGUGUUGUGUAGCUUCCUACAGCAAGAGUCUUAAAAUGGAUGCUGUUGUGCUGCAACAGCUUAACGGAGACAUUUUAAGCAGCCCUGAAAAUGGCAUUUCAGAUCCAAAUGUCAAAAAGCGAUUGUCAGUUGAACGGAUUUAUCAGAAGAAAACUCAGUUGGAACAUAUACUUCUGCGGCCUGAUUCCUAUAUUGGUUCCACACUGAAAGAUACUCAGCAAAUGUGGGUGCUAGACGAGAGUCAGCAACAUAUGAUUUGUCGUGACAUCACAUUUUCUCCUGGUUUGUACAAGAUUUUCGACGAAAUACUAGUGAAUGCUGCUGAUAACAAAGUCAGGGAUCCUACCAUGUCGUGCAUAAAAAUUGACAUUAACCCCGCUGAAAAUAUGGUCCGCAUAUGGAAUGAUGGCAAAGGAAUCCCGGUUGUUCACCACAAAGUCGAAAAUGUCUACGUCCCUACGCUGAUAUUUGGGCAUCUUCUCACUUCAAGCAAUUAUGACGAUACUGAGCGAAAAGUGACGGGUGGAAGGAACGGUUACGGCGCAAAAUUAUGUAACAUCUUUAGUAAGAAGUUCAUUGUAGAAACAUCGUCCAAGGAAUACAAAAAAAGUUUUCGGCAGGUAUGGGUUGAAAAUAUGACAAAGACAUCUGAACCAAAAAUUUUAGCAGAUAAAGGGGAUGAUUUCACCAGCAUCACAUUCUAUCCUGACCUUGCGCGUUUCGGUAUGAGUGAGCUAGAACCGGAUACGGUAUCUCUUUUUACUCGCCGGGCAUAUGAUAUGGCAGCAACUUGUAAUGGAGUUAAAGUUUUCCUUAAUGGCAAAAGAUUACCAAUAAAGGGUUUUGUGGACUACGUAAACCUUUUUAUUAAACCCAAUAAAGAUGAUGCAGAAAGUGUCAAGGUUGUAUACGAAGCAGUCAACCCACGUUGGCAGGUAGCAGUGGCGGUUAGCAACACAGGCUUUCAGCAGGUCAGUUUUGUUAACAGCAUCGCAACUACUAAAGGUGGGACACAUAUUACUUAUGUGAGUGAUCAAAUUGUUAACAAGUUAAUGGAUAUCGUUAAAAAAAAGUCUGGAAAAUCCGGUGUUCAAAUCAAACCUUUUCAAAUAAAGAAUCAUAUGUGGUUGUUUGUUAACUGUCUAAUAGAAAAUCCUACGUUUGAUUCGCAAACAAAAGAGAAUAUGACUCUUCAGAUUAAAAGUUUUGGGUCUACGUGUGCUCUAAGCGAAAAGUUUAUUGGACAGGCUUCAAAAUCGGGUAUAGUUGAAAAUGUACUUUCUUGGAUUCGCUUUAAAGCAAUGGAAAAAAUGGACAAACAGUGUCACAAAUCCAAACAUUCUAAGCUCAAAGGCAUCCCAAAAUUAGAUGAUGCGAAUAAUGCAGGGACUAAAAAUUCAUCUCAAUGCACCCUUAUUCUAACAGAGGGUGAUUCGGCCAAAACUUUGGCCGUGGCUGGUCUUGGAGUCGUUGGUAGAGACAACUAUGGUGUCUUUCCUUUAAGAGGCAAACUACUAAAUGUUCGCGAGGCAUCUAACAAACAGAUUAUGGAAAAUGCAGAAAUUAAUGCACUAAUUAAAAUUCUUGGAUUGCAAUACAAGCUGAAAUAUGAGUCGAUGGAUACACUGAAAGAUUUACGCUACGGCAAGAUAAUGAUUAUGACUGAUCAGGAUCAGGAUGGUUCUCAUAUUAAGGGUUUAAUAAUAAAUUUCGUUCAUUGUAACUGGCCAAAUUUACUGAAACACAAUGUAGUGGAGGAAUUCAUUACUCCAAUCGUGAAAGUGUUCAAAGGGAAACAAGAACAGUCUUUCUAUAGUUUACCAGAAUUUGAGGAGUGGCAAAAAUCAACUCCAAACUGGCAUACCUGGCGUGUAAAAUACUACAAAGGUUUGGGUACUUCAACAAGCAAAGAAGCUAAGGAGUACUUUUCUGAUAUGAAUCGUCAUCGGAUUCGAUUUCGCUACAGUGGGGAUGAAGAUGAUGGGAGCAUUCAGUUGGCUUUCGACAAAAGUAAGAUAGCUGAUCGUAAAAACUGGUUGACCAACUUUACACAAGAACGUAAACGUCGACGGGAAUUAGGUCUUCCGGAGCCGUAUUUGUAUGGGAAAGAUACGCGAGCUAUUACUUAUCACGAUUUUGUUCACAAAGAAUUAGUGUUGUUUUCGAAUUUGGACAACGAAAGGAGUAUUCCAUCUGUUGUAGACGGGCUAAAACCUGGACAAAGAAAGGUACUGUUUACUUGUUUAAAAAGGAAUCUUAUCAGAGAAAUUAAAGUUGCUCAGCUUGCUGGUUCCGUUGCUGAGCUCUCGGCUUAUCAUCAUGGUGAACAAUCCCUCAUGAGCACUAUCAUCGGGUUGGCUCAAAACUUUGUCGGAUCGAAUAAUUUAAAUUUACUCCAACCAAUCGGUCAGUUUGGUACACGACUCAGUGGAGGUAAAGAUGCUGCGUCUCCUCGUUAUAUCUUCACUGCACUGAAUUCACUUACACGACUUAUUUUCCAUUUGGAUGACGAUCCUUUAUUAAAUUAUCUAUACGAUGAUAAUCAACGUAUUGAACCAGAAUGGUAUGCUCCAAUAAUCCCUAUGGUCCUAGUCAAUGGAGCAGACGGUAUCGGAACUGGCUAUGCAACACAUAUUCUCAACUAUGAUGUUACAGAGAUAAUAAAUAACCUUUAUCGCAUGUUGGACGGUGAAGAACCUCGUCGUAUGUUACCCAGCUUCCGAGGCUUUACUGGUACCAUUGAGGAUUUAGGUAGUAAUCGUUACGUUUGUUAUGGAGAAGUUGCUGUCUUAGACGAUGAUACCUUAGAGAUUACUGAACUGCCUAUCCGAACCUGGACACAGAACUACAAAGAAUCGGUUUUAGAGCCAAUGUUAAAUGGUUCGGAAAAGGUUCCUGCUUGUAUCACAGAUUACAAAGAAUACCACACAGAUGUCACUGUGCGAUUCGUUGUCAAAAUGUCUCCUGAAAAGUUGCGGGAAGCUGAAUCUACUGGACUUCAUAAAUUCUUCAAACUUCAAACGGUUAUGAGUACCGGUUCAAUGGUGUGUUUUGAUCCUUUAGGCUGUUUAAAGUGUUAUUCCGAUGAAAUGGUUAUUAUCCGCGAAUUCUUCGAAUUGCGUCUUACAUGGUACGAGAAACGGAAGAUCCACUUGGAAGGUGUAUUGUCUGCAGAGGCUAAGAAACUUGAAAAUCAAGCUAGGUUCGUUCUUGAAAAAAUCCAGUCUAUUAUGGUGAUCGAAAAUAAACCAAAGAAAGAAUUGAUUCGUAUGCUUAAAGAAGCUAACUAUGAUUCUGAUCCUGUUAAGGCAUGGAAAGAAAGCAUAGAUAAAGUAGCUGCCCUACAAGAACAAGAAGAAGCUCAUACAGAUGCAUCUACCUCUCAAACUGAAGCUGUUGAAGCUGGUCAACCUGAUUACAAUUAUAUUUUAAAUAUGCCACUAUGGAGUUUGACCAAAGAACGUAAAGAUGACUUGCUCGCUCAAAGAGAUGCUAAACAAAGAGAAUUGAGCAUUCUGAGAAGUAAAUCUCCUUCUGAUCUGUGGCGUGAAGAUCUUAAAAAGUUGGAAGAAGAAUAUAAGAAAGCAGAGGCAGAAUUAGCUGCUGAUGAACGUGCUGCAAUUGAAGCAGCUGAAAAGAAAUUAAAAAUAGCAUCGGCUACAACAGCUGGUCGUGCUGCUGCUACAAAGUCACGUAAAUUAGCAACGGAAACAAGACCAGAUCCAAUGGGUAGACGAGUUGUUCCAGCAGUAGAUGCUGAUAUAAUGAAGAAGGUGGAAGGAAAUAAGAAGAAACGAAAUAAAACAGAAAAUGAACUGAAUGAAGGUAACGAGCUGGACAAUAGUUUCGAAGUAAAUGAUGAAGAAAAUGAUGCAAACGAUGAACCUAAACCGCUCAUUCAACGUCUUGGUGUUGCUGCGAAAACAGAUGUACAAAAGACUGCUGUUAUGCGCGGACGCGGUAAAGGGAGAACUGUCCCGACAAGUCGUCCAAAGCCUCAGAAACCGUCUAGUCCAAACAACAGUCAAGUUAAACGUAAAAAUGUGGGUGGAAAUACCAAACGUAAACGUACUGGUCGUAUGCCAUGGGAGUCUGGCUCUGACAGCGAAGGCUCUGCAAGUCACGCCUCUUCUGUUGAUAGUGAUAAUGACUUCAUUUCCCCAAAUUCUGCCAUGCAUUUAUCUUCACUACAUUGUGGUGAAAGAUAUUUGAAAUGGCAAAUUCUUCUUAUAAGUAUUGUCAUAAUUGUUUGUUUACAACAAGAUUUCAUAGAAAGUAAACAUCACCAACAUAAACGACAUAAAGAACAUGGAAACAAGUGUAAUAUGAUCAAACAUAAAUGUCUGCCGCCAAUAUACACAUAUGGUCCGUGUUACAGAGGUGUUAGUCUAAAGAAAGUCGUCGUUUUUACAAGGAAUCAUGAUUGUGUUUGUGUACCAUUUGUCUAUAAGUUAAUGAAGCAAUGUCCAUGUGGUUCACCUGCAAAAAUAAUUUACGCAUGUCCCAAUAAAAGAAUAGUAAAAAGUUAUGUUUAUCAGAAACGAGUUAAUGGUAGAUGUAAAAAGUUUCCAUUGAAAAGGAGGCAUGUUAAAAACUGUACCAUACGUUAUAUAUGGAAAAAGACUGAAUCAAAAAUCAAUCGAAAGAAACGAUCUGCUCAAUUACAUACUUCAAGUGGUUCCAAAUGUGGUCUUAAUCAGCAUUACGUACCAGAGCGCAAUCCAUGUCCAGAAACAUGCGAAGGAAAAUUUUUCGGAGUAGAAUCAAGAUGUAACCAUCUCAUUUCGGGUCCUGGGUGUGAAUGCCUUCCCGGUUAUAUGAGGGAUGGUAUUUUAUGUGUGCCUCCAAGUCAAUGUGGCUGUUUAGAGUCCGUUUGUAUUGAUCGCGCACCUACUGAAAAAUGUAAACUCUGGAGAGCUGAAGGUCGAUGUUACAAAGACAAAGCGAUUAUGCAACGAUUUUGUAGGGCAACAUGUCAGCGUUGUGAACGACCGUGUGAAGAUCAAAUAGCGACAUCACAAUGUGAACUGAUCAAGAGACGCGGCGAAUGCAGUAUAGGUUUUUACAAAGCGAUGUGUAUGCUCACUUGUUCGCAACAAAACUGUAGAUGUCCUAAAUGUCAUAUAGAAAGUGGACCUUGUCACCCAAUUACGAAAAAUAUUGAAUUACGACACAUAUGCUAUCAACUUCAAAGCAACGGUAGUUGUAAAGCACUAAUCACAAGAAAAUAUCGACCAUGUGGAGACUGUCCCGCAAGAAUUUUGAGAAUUCCAGGGAAAUGUAACUAUUGCAAAGGAUCUCGUGAUGUUGUUAUACGUACAUAUUUUCGUGAGGAAAUUGGUUUGAAACGAUGUCUAAUGAUUGAACGUUCACAUGAAGAAAAAUGCGCUUGUGAGCAGAUAAAUUUAAUGCUUAAAACGUGUCAAGCUAAUAAAAUUCCAGUAAUUAAAACCAUGGUUCGAGUACAAACAUCAUGUGAUAAAUGUGUCCACAGAAAAAUUAAUGUUCUUGGCAAACCUAUUGAAUGCAAAAAAACAUGGAUAAAACGGGGUAAAUGUGAACAGACACAUCCAGGACAAAUUGGUCUUACUAGAAAAGUGAUUUAUUCCAAGGAAGUUGCCAAAAAUUGUAAAUGUCAGUUAAUAUCUCAUGAAGAGACAGAGAUAUGUGGUUGCCCCCGGACUAAACGUUCUAAUCCUUUCUGUAUGACCGAUCGAAAUCAGUUGGCCAUAAAAAUUACUUAUUAUAAACCGAAUAGAACUCAUUGUCUAGAAUAUACGAAUAUCAGUUGGAUUCCGAAAUUGCCUUGUCCACCAGCUGAUCAAACUUUAGUAACCAAAAAUCUAGGUCGAUUUCAUUGUAAUCCUGAGACAUGUGAACGUACAUGGAUUGGAAGAACAUGGAUUCAUGAGCAUUGUAAAUGUAGACAAGUUGAUGUAAAUCAUCCGGCAGGAAAAUGCUGUUGUCCAAAACCUGAAAGUAGCCAAUCUGACUGCCAAAAUGGAUUAUCUGACGUUACGAAUAUUACUUACAGCCUUGUGAAUGGUGAUUGUAAACGUCAUGUCUUUCGAUCAGUAGUACGAUGUUAUUGCCCAAAUUCUGAAAAUUUUGUCAAAUGUGAUUCAGAAAAUGGAGUAAAGUUAUUUGGGACAAUAAAGUAUGAAAUACAAAAGGAUGGAACUUGUAGAAAAGUGGAAUUAAUAGAGAUGCGUAAAAUAAACUGUAUCGACGAAGAUAUCAGAAGAAUUUCCGACUGCAACGUCCGAAUUACAGAGGAUAAUAGAGUGUAUCGUCAAUUGUUAGUGGUGAGGUCAAAAUUAAAACGAUGUGAAUGUACAACUGUUAAGCCUAAAGUUCACUUGGAAGCUUGUAUUUGUCCGGAAGCGCAGACUAAUGUUGUGAAACAGAUCAAACAGUGUCCGUCUUGGUGUUUUAAUGCAACACCAGAAACUUGUGACCAAAGAUGUCAAAAUAUUUUCAUAUGGCAAAAAUUUGUUUACGAUUCUGAAAAUCCUGGACGUUGCAGAACAGAAAUAUUGCAAAAGGUUAUCAAACCAUGCUGUUGUAAGCGUUCAAAACAAAUCCGACAGUUAUGCAGUGAAGGUGGGAAAACGUUGAUAAUUGAAAGUGAAGAAAGAUUAUGGAAGGAUGACCAGUGUAUUAAGAAAGUUAAACGAAUCCAUCAACCUAUUCAGUGUAAAAUUGGACUAUUAAAAGAAACGCUAACUAAUCCACAAAAACAUGGUAACCGAUUUAUACAAUCAGUAUAUGGAUAUCGAGAACAAUGUCAAUGUAAAAUACGUGUCGAGGAGAAGUUGUGUAACCAAUCAUGUCCGAAACCAGUUUACGAAGUGGAAUGUGAUUCAGCGUCACGCGAACUAUUGCACAAGCAAACAGAUUAUGUUAACAUUGCAUGCAGUUGUCGAGCAAGAAUAUAUAAACGAAGAACUAAAGUUUUUUGCCCACAGUAUACCACUUUGAUUUCAUCUUAUUGUUCGCCAAUAACAAGCAUGGAGACAAACACUUAUAAAACUCAUUUUCAAGACGGAUGUCAAUGUAAGGAGAGUGUUAUAGUUAAAACAAGACGUUGUGCUUGUCCAAAGGAUCGUAUUAGUGAGAAACAAUGUGAUGCAUCGAACAAUAAAUUAAUUUCCAUUAGAAUACACUACGAAUUAUUGGAUGGUAACUGUUUACCUCAAAAAGAUGUCAUUGAAGAACCAGUUAGUUGUGAUGAACAGAUGAAAAUGGAAAUUAGACGAAAUAAUGGUAGACAAUCACGACAGUUAUUAUGUCAUAGACCUACUGGACUUGCACAAAUUGUUACUCAUAUAUGGGUACCCAAGAACUGUAAAUGUGUUCGUGCGAAACAAGUUAUUCGAGAAGGAUUGUGCAAUUGCCCGAAAUCAUACACUUUAAUGCACUGUGAUAGUAAAAUGAAUGCAUGGGUUCGUAAAUUUAUUACUUAUAGAUUAGAUAAAGAGAAUCUCUUAUGUCAGAGACAUGUAACUUAUAGAUCUGAACCAACGUUUUGUCCCCCACCUACCGUAAAGUGGAUGCCAUGUGAUAUGCAACAUGGUACACGACAGUUAAUUUUAAAUUUCUAUAAACGAAGUCAUUGUCAUUGUAUAAAACAAGGACAAAUACUGGCUAAACCAUGUGGAUGUGCAUUAAAACCAUCAAAGACAAGACGUAAAUGUGAUCCUAUUCAAGGAAUUUUGCAGGUAAUAAUCCAUAAAUAUGAAUGGAAUGAUAAAUCAAAUGAUUGCGUUAAAGUUGAUCAAGUUAAAACGGUACCAGUUGUUUGCCGACCUCGAAUACGCAUUGUGCGUGGAAAGUGUACCGAUGGAAAAUUGGUAGAAACCUUCGUUGAAAAUAUUCCCGAUGUAAACAACUGUACUUGCAUUCAACGGACUAGAACAUACAAUCGUGAUUGUCGUUGUCCAACAGAAUAUAUUCGUAUUGGAAACUGCAGUGAGAUUCAUGCUUAUUGGAAAGAAUUAGUACUAGAACGACGUUGGGAUGAUCAUCAACAGAAGUGUGUCGUCGUAAAAACUAUGAAAAAUAAAUACUUCUGUCAUUGUCCGCCUACAAAAGUAAAUACAGAAUGUAACAAUGGUGUCGUGAUUCGAACAGAAGUUUCUUUUAAAUUGAAUAAAUUGACAUCAGUCUGUCAUCAGUUUGUCAGACAGUUUCGAUAUAAACCUGUGUGUAAAGAAACUGAUGGAUUGAGCAAAUCAAAACAAUAUCAAGCGCUGUUUUAUAGACAUCUUCAAACUAAAUGUGAUCGUUCCACAUGUACAAAAAGUUUGGAAACUUAUGCCAAUGAAUAUAAUCCAAACACUUGUAAAUGUGGUUGGAAAUUGGUCAAUAAGAAAAGGUGUACAUGUUGUGGUUGUCCAAAACCUCACUUGUCCUAUUUAUGUGAAAAUGAUAGUUUAUUAAUUGUUAGUAUCACAUAUUACACGACGAAACAACAUCGAUGUGGUCAUGAAUGUAUGAGACGUGUGCGAACAGUUAAACAUCAGAUAACGUGUUCGAAUUAUUCUCCUCCACCACAAGCAUAUUGGAGUCAGUGUGAUAACAGAACUUGUCAACAAUCGUUCAUCACUUCAGUAUACACUGUCAAGAAUUGUCGAUGUUUACUGACGAAAAAAGUCAUAGACAAACGUCCUUGCUGCUGUUUAAAAGAAGAGGAAAAACAAACAAUCUGUAAAAAUGGACAAUUAGAGAUCUAUACACAUAGAAUGGUUUUAGAAAAUGUACGGUGUGUAAAAUCUACUACAAAACAAACAGUUCCGAUUGUUUGCUCGAAAUCAGUAAAAAUUAAAUAUGGAGAAUGCAGACCACAAACAUGUCGGCGACCACUAUUUCUAAUCACAUCGGUAGUUGAUCCAGAUAAUUGCAAAUGUAAAAAACAACAAACCAUUAAAGAAGAGCGCGAAUGCUGCUGUCUUGGUAAACCCCAAGAACAAAAAGAAUUUUGUGUUGGAAACUGUAAAAUAGUUGUAAAGAAACUGUCUAAAUUUGAUAAAGUUAAUGAACGUUGUGUCAAGGAAAAUUUUAUUCGUCGUAAUUGUCCUAAAUGUCCAAAACCUCAUGUACUAGAAGGUGUUUGUGAUACUGCUGGUACAUGUCUCAAAACAAAUCGUCUUAUCAGUUAUACCAUUAAAAAUUGUCAAUGUCAACCUGUCGAACAAAUUCGUCAUGAACGUUGUUGUUGUCCAGGACCAAAACAGUUGGGAAGCAAAUGUCUCGAAGAUAAAGGAAUUAUUGAGAAUAAAAAUAUUUACUACCAAUUAGAAAAUGGUCAUUGUGUAAAACGUGAAACUAUUGAAAAGAAACAAAUCUCAUGUCCUCAAACAAUUCAACAAAGUCAACCUGAAGAAAAUCAAUAUUGUGAUCCUAGCUCAUGUCAACGAAUUGUAACAACUUAUCAGUGGAAUAGAAUAGGAUGUAAAUGUAUUCGACAGAUAAUCACUACUCCAAAAUUAUGCUGUUGUACGCAUCGUAUACCUAGAGUGAAAAGCAUUUGUUUACCAGACGGAAGUUAUAAAGCAAUCACACAACUUUGGAAAUUAGACAAUGGACAAUGUGUCAAGACAAGCGUUGUUAAGAAUCUACCACCGCCUGUAUGUAAACCACAAGAUGUGACACCGAUAGGCCCAUGUGAUAAAACAACUGGAAAACAAUCAGUUUUAAUAACACGAUCUAUAGUUGAAGAAUGUGAAUGCAAGAUAGUAUACAGAGAGAAACGUGAACGAAUAUGUGCCUGUCAAGCUCCAACGGUUCAUGUAAAGCCGUGUGAUCCAAAUACCUGUCUUCAGCAAAUCACCAUAACAAAAUGGGCAAUUGAAGCCAAAGAUAAAAAAUGUCAUCGUUUACAUCCUGACAUUAAAAUGCGUCCAUGUUGUUGUCGACGUGAAGUCAUGAAAAAUAAUUUAUUCAACAAGUGUAUUCCUGCUAAUGGACAAAUAGAAAUUACUAAUCGUACAUAUUAUUUCAAUCCACAAAAAGAAUUAUGUGAAUUUAAAGAUGUAAAAACAUUUGUGAAUCUCGUCUGUCCAACUGAAGUAGAUAUUGUUAAAGGCAGUUGUGAUAUAUACAAUGGAAUUGCUUUGGAUAGAAUAACAUCUUGGAAAAAGUUAAUAUCUCAAUGCAAAUGCGUACAGACAACAAAUUACCGGAAACGUGUAUGCUCUUGUAAACAUUUGAAUGAAAAAGUGAAGAACCCUAUCUGCUCUAAACAAGCCAAUAUGUUAUUACAAAAGAAAGUAAUAUAUGAACUUCAAAAUGAAAUCUGUCAGCCAAAAGUAAUUUGGAUGAAGAAAGAUGUCGUCUGUCCAAAUAAGGAAAAUGUCGAUGUCAAAUGUGAUCCUGUCACAUGUAACCAGUUAACCAUCAUAAGUUGGUUCAAGAAUAAUGGAUGUAAAUGUGAGAUACAACAAAAGUUUAUUCAAGGAAAAUGUUGUUGUCCCAAACCAGUUGAAUAUCGUGAAUGUCAACGUGGUGGAAGUUUGUUAAUCAUUAAAAAAGUAUCAUAUAUGUUGGAUGAAGAUAAAGGGAAGUGUGUAAGUCAAAUAGAUCAGUUGCGCAAGGUUGUGGUAUGUGAUAUCCAUGGUCCACGAUUUAUCAAACGUGUAUGUGAUAAACAAACCUGCUAUGUUGCUACAAUUCUAUUGAAAACUGUUCUUCAAAAUUGUCAUUGUCGUAGAAUGAUGAAAAAGAUUAUUCAUCGGAAUAUACGAUGUUGUUGUCCAAAUCCAAGAUUCCAAGAAAAAUGUCAUCAAAAUUACGGUAUUCUAUCACGCAUAAUGUAUCGUUAUGAGUUAUUCAAAAAACAAUGUAUUACUAGGAAAUUUGUUGAUGAGAACAAAGUUGUGUGCCCCGAAGAGAAAGUCACCCGAGGUCAGUGUGAUGUUUACACAAAAGUAAGACCGGUUCAACGACGUUCCUAUAGUUUAAUUGGCUGUAGAUGUCAGCUGAAAAUUGAUUCAACAUUGGAACCAUGUACUUGCCCAUUGCCAGUAAUACAUAAAGAGAAUUGUACAGCAGGAAAGCGUUCUCGUAAAGCGUGGCGUAUUGUUUACAUCCUUAGAAAAAAUAAUGAAUCUGGAAAAGUGACUUGUGAUCAAGAAAAAGAAUAUUUAUAUGAAGAACCAUGUCACUGUGACAAAGAUAAUCGCAUCAAUGAAUCUUGUCAAAAUGGUGUUCGAGUUGUGCAUAAAGAAACUAACGUAUUUAGCCAAUCACUGGGACGUUGUGUGAAAUCGUUUGUACGUAGUGUUCAUCCUGUAGUAUGCGCAACCAAGCAUCAAGUUGUCAAAUCCAGUGGAUGCGUUAUUGAACGUCCAGAUGGAAUUUAUUUCUCCGAAGAAAUACUUUGGGAACAAGUAGUUAAUUGUAAAUGUGUCAUUAAACGUCGUCAGAUACUGCGUUUAUGUGCAUGUCCCAAACCCACAAUUAAAAAGCAGUGUUUAGACACCGUAAAUUUAGCAAUUUAUAAAAAUAAAUUCGUGAAUAUUGGCGGUCAAUGUAUUCCGGAUCAAGAAGUUAUCACUACUGAAACUCGCUGUCAAGAAAAAGCUCAAAUAAUUGACCGGUCAACAUGUGAAAAACAACCGUUAGAUAAAUUUGAUUUAAGUAAACCUCCUUGUUUAGAAACAUUAAAAAUAAGUGUACCAACAGUGGUGAAUUGUCAGUGUCAAUUAAAAACCAUACAAAUUCAACGUCGAUGUUGUACAAGUCCACCGAAAGUGAAACAGAUAUGUGAUCCAGUCAAAGGUCGAUGGGUGAAAGUAGUUGAGAGUUAUGUUCUGUCUACUGGAUCGAUAUUAUUUAAAAGAGAUGAUUUAAUUGUAUAUGAUCAGAUACAAAAGGCGACUAGUGAACAACAAGAUCAAACGGUUGUAUGUCCACAAUCUGUGAGUUAUGAAAAUUGUGACAGAAGAACUGGUUUAUUAACCAGCGUCAAAACAUACUAUAAACGGAUUGGAUGUGAAUGUAAACCAAUCAAAGAAAUUAAAAGAGGAAAAUGUGGUUGUCCACCAAGAAGACAAUGGAUUUCACAAUGUAAACAGAAUUUCCGUAUUCGUCGAACAAUUUCCUAUACAUUUUUAAAUGGUACAUGCAUACGACAACAACAGUUUGGUAAACAACGUUGUGGUUGCCCAAGUCCCAUGAAUCGUAUUUAUUGUGAUGGUGAUGGACGUUGGGUGAAAUGCAAUACACAAUAUGUGUAUAAUCCUAAAACACAUGCUUGUCGACUAUUAAAACAUUGUGUACGUUGGUAUGAUGAAUGUCCUCGGCCAACUAAUCGUGCUGUCACACAGUGUAAUUUACAGACACAAUAUAAACAAUUAAUUCAAUAUGUACAUUUUACAAAGAAUAAAUCUACUUGUAAAUGUGAUGCAAUUGUUAGAAAUGAAUGGACAGAAUAUUGCGGAUGUGAUCAUUUAAAUCGAAAAGUUCAUCGAUGUCUCAAUCACAACACUCCAAUAGUUGAUUACUUAAAGUAUACAUUGAUAAAGGGAGAUUGUGUACCGAAACGUUUGAAGUAUUUUACUCAACUGAAUUGUCCGAGAGCAUUCGCACAACACUAUCCGUGUAAUAAUGAUCAGGAUUCUCCAGAUCGUGGUUACAGUAUUAGUAAAAUCAGAUAUUUCGUUACAGAAAAUUGUCAGUGUAUCCCAAAAGAGAAAAUUAUACGUAAACUAUGCAACUGUACUUUAAUAUAUCCACAAAUGGUUUUCAAACGAUGUUACAAUAAUAAUCGAUUACUAAUAAGAAAAAAGUUUUCAACAUUAGUGAAUGGUAAAUGUUUGCCUAGUGAAGCUGUAUACAAGAAACCAAUAAACUGUCAACCACUGAGACGAAUCAGUGUUGGUCAGUGUCAAAUUGGUCCAGAUGAUGUUGGAAUCCAACGUAUUGAUGAAUUACGUCUCACAACUAUAAAAUGUCAUUGUAAAUGGAGAAUAAAGCGCUCACAUAGGAAAAUCUGUAAGUGCCCGGACCCGGUGAAAAAUGUACAAUGCUACAACAAUGGUCGUCAGAUGAAGCAAAUUACUACUAUAUACAGUUUGGAUGACAACAGAUGCAAAGCGUCUGAACAAGUGCUGGAGAUCGAUCCAUGUGCACGUGUGAAAACAGUUUUCAGUCGUAGGCCAAUGUUUCAGAUUGGAGAGUGUAAUCCAGUAACAUGUAAAGCUAUACGUGUGGAUUAUCGAUUUUUCGUAGAGAAUUGUCAAUGCAAAACUCAGAAAAAAGUUACAAAUGAAAUGUGUUGUUGCCCUAAACCAAUAACAAAUCAAACUAUUUGUGAUCCAAAUACAAAUAUCAUCAUACAUAAACAAAUUCAUUAUUCACUUAUUGUGCCAACCUUUAAUACAGAAGCAUUUAAAUCAUAUUGUCAGCCGAGAAUUUCACAAAUUUCCGUACAAGUGAAAUGUGGUGAAAACUUACAACGAAUUCGUAUUAAACCAUGCGAUGGUGAAUAUCAUAUUGUUGGUAUAUUAAAGCCAAUAGUUGAAAAUUGUGUUUGUAAACAGAAAAUAAUACAUAGGCAGAAAAUAAGAUGUGGUUGCCCGACUGCUGUGCGUCAUGUUCCUGGAAAAUGUAUUAACCAAUGGGCUGUACACAAAUGGAUAGGAUUAAACGCUGUACCAACUGGCAUUAAUAAUUCCUUCCAGAUUACAGAGAAAUCAUGUAAACCAGUAGUAAUGGAAGAAAGACGUAUUCGUUGUUCAUGUCCGCCUAUGCAAGUGUUCAAAAAAUGCUUGAACCACAGUUUAUUGGUCAUUCAACGUGUAAACUAUAAAUUAAAUAAGGAACUAAGCAAUUGUGAAAGGUAUAAUACAAAAGAAUUUAAGCAACUGACUUGUCCUAAAACACAAAUAACACAGACUUCAUGUGGUAACAAACUUGAGAAUUAUGAACAAGUUGAAGUAAUAAAAUACUGGCAACCAAAUCAGUGUAAUUGUCUAAUGAGAGUAAUGAAAAAUAAAUGGAUUUGUAAUUGUCACGCACGUUAUCCAAAUCAGGUGAUAACAAAAUGUUUGUCAAAUGGCUAUCAACGUCUUACAAUAACAAAAAUAUGGUUUAAUCAAGGUAGACAGUGUUUGAAUAGAACGGAGAAACAUACAGAAACCAUAGCUUGUUCGAAAAAUUUAAGAAUUAUCAGGGGUCAGUGUAAUAGUACUGGACACUUAGAAUUAAUUUACCUUCAACAGCAACCUCAGCAUUGCCAAUGCGUUUGGCAGAAACUAACUAAAUUGCAGCAGCAAACAUGGGGACUCAGACAAACUGAAGCAUGCAAAUGUCGUCCUAGCUUUAUAAUAAAACGAUGCCAUGAAGCUAACAACAAUCAAACAGCUUAUUUACUUAAAAUAUAUAUUAAAUAUAUUCUACAUCAAGGUGAAUGUCGUAUGUAUCAUAAAUUUGAGAAAAAUCCUGUAGUUUGUCAAGUAGGUAGUCAGUUACAAAGGUCUCAAUGUGAUCCGAUCAAUAAUGAACGGCUUGAAACUAAAAUUGUAACAAGUCUACAUGGUUGUGAGUGCAAACAAAAAAUAUUUAAACGUCGUUGUCGUUGUAACUGUCCGAAACCAAGAACUAACGCAGUAUGCCAAAGCCGUGACGGUCUAUUACGCAGGAUAAAAGUAAUACAUCAAUAUAAAGAUGAUCAGUGCACUUGUGAAGCUAAGUUUUAUAUCCAAUCUUCCCGUGUUCGUUGUUAUGAACCUCCGAAAUUAAUAAAAAUCGGUAAAUGUCAUAAACUACCACAAAACGAAUCGAUUUAUGUAAACAAGAAUGAUCUAUAUCGAAACAUAUUUUGGAGUAAAUUACGUCGCGUAGGAUGCCAAUGUCAGUAUCAACGAUUUAUGGAACAAACUCCAUGUUAUUGUUCACCUGAUAUCAAAGAAGAAAUUCAAUGUAUCAAUGACAGAAUUUUGGAAAUCCGAAGAACUGGAAGAAAACUCAGCGAAGAUAAAAAACAAUGUAUACGUAUAGUCAUAUCUAAAGUUCGUAGUCCUAUACAUCUUGGCAAACUUGAAUAUAACAGAAAAUGCAAUCCUAAAACUGGGAUUGAAACAGUAGUGCGAAAAUUACCAUAUGUUGAAAAUUGUAAGCGACGAUAUCGAAUUAACGUAAUUCAUCGUAAAUGCAAAUGUAAUACUAAACCUCGUCUUAUCCGGCAAUCGCAAUGUUCACCGGAAUGUAAAGUACGAGAUACAUGGCUGAUGGAGAAGAUAACACCAGAGGGUCAAUGUAAAUUUUAUUAUCGUGUUCAAGAGAAAUCAUGUUGUUGCCCAACUGAAGUUAAUUUAGGCACAUUUUGUAAUCGUUCCAUUGGUUUACUGGAAACUGGUUACCGAAUCUUUAAAUUAAUCGAUGGAAAAUGCGUAUCUAAAGAUAGGUUUGAUGGAAAACAAAUUGUUUGCAAACCGAAUGAAAGAGUAGUGAAACAUCAACAGCCAAACGGUUGGGUACGAAUUGAAAAACAAUUUAAUGUACGUGAUGGAUGUAAUUGUGUUCGGAAGUUCGUUGUUGAUUAUGAUAAAUGGAAUUGUCCUCCGCCAGUAACCCAGCGUCGAUGUGUCCAAGCCAACAGUGAACAAUUCGUUCUUGAGACUGUUUCGACUAAGUGGAAAUUAUCAGAUAGUAAACCAAUAUGUUCGCGUUUAGAUACAAUCAUUGAUCGAGUUCCGAUUGAUUGUUCUGAAGAAUAUGUGAAUAAGUCAGAUAAAUGUGUAAUGAAUGUUGGUCGACAUGCUACAGUUCGUAUUGAUCAAGUGACAACAUUUCAUGCUGAUGGUUGCCGAUGUAUUGAGAAUAGUAUGCGUCAAGUAUUCACAGUUUGUAAAUGUUUGCGUCCACACAGAGAAAAGUCUUGUCUUUAUCCAAAGGGUAUUUUAAUUUAUCAAAAUGUUGAUUAUGAAGUUUCUGGCGAUAAAUCACGUUGUUUACCGCGUCGAUCGCGACGUGUAGUUAAGAUAACAUGUUCACCUGUUGGUCCUCAAUAUAAAGGCAGAACGGAAUGUGAUGCUGAAACCGGUAACUUUUAUCAUUUGUAUGAAGAAUUCAAACGCGUUGGUUGUCAUUGUUUGAAGAAGGAAAUACGUAUUCCUGGUAGAUGUAAAUGCCCUGAAAAACAAGUGGAAAUGAGAUGUUCAAGGAGAAAUGUUCAACAGCUCAAUAUAACAACAUAUGAAUUAAGUCCUAAAGGAACAUGUAUAAAAUCGGAUAAACUUCAAUACAAGUAUAUUAAAUGUUCAUUGGCCGAUAACCUUCUUGAAGAAUCGGCAGACUAUAGGAUUCAACAAAGCCAAUCUCUUAUAAAGCAUAUAUACAAGUGUGGUUCAGCUGGGAAAUGUAUGCGUAUUAUACAAGAAUACAAAACUUACACAAAUCAAAAAUGUAAAUGUAUCACUGAAACGAAACAAUACAGUGAGGCAUGUUGUUGUCCAACAGAACAUGACAUGAUUCAGCUUAAUUUGCCCGUAAAUUCUUCGUCGUCUAUAUCAGUCACUACACAGUGUGAUUCAGACAAAGGUUUAAUAUUGACUAAUACAAUCAGAUGGAAUCUUGAACAUGGUAAAUGUUGGCCAGUCGUUCAUAGAACAGUUUUUCCAGUCGUUUGCGAUCGGAAAGAAUUUUUCAAGCCAAUAACAGUUUGUCGUCAAGGUCGACAGAAAAACUUACAUCAACGUGAAAUAAGAGAAGGAUGCAGGUGUAAACUGGACAAACGUAUCGUCAUAAAACCAUGUGCUUGUGAUCCACUUGGCAGUGCAGAUGUCGUAUUUCUCGUAGAUGAAACUGUCAAGAGUAGACAAAUGAAUUAUUCCUAUUAUGUUAAAAAAGUAAUGAAAUAUACCGUGAACAUGUUUUACGAAUCAUCCCAAUCAUCAAUUACUGAUGAACAGUUUCGUUUUGGUAUAAUUCAGUAUUCAUUACAAGCGAGAAUUGUUUCCAGUUUAAGAAGUUAUCGAGGUUUAUAUGAACUUUAUGCUGAAAUAAAGAAACUAACAUUUAAUGGACAUCAAUCCGAUUUGAGAGCGGCAUUAAAUGCUGUAAAAAGUCAAAUCCUAGAACAAAUACGUCCUGGAACAUCACUAAUCAUAUAUAUAAUCACUGACGCUAUCGCAGACCAACCUACAGGUGUUGCGCAAUUAGCUGACUAUUUAAAAUCACAUAAUGUUCAAAUAAAUAUAAUAUUACUGAACUCAGAGAACACCUAUCAAAGAACUUUGUUCAAACAAUUAGUAUCUCCACCAGUUUCACUCCAUUUAGUUAGACUGCAAGGAACUCCUAAUAUAUUUGCAAGUCAUUUAAGUCGAAUAUCCGAUACAAUUUGCAAGAAGGUAUGUCCAGUUAACCACAAAAUGGAAAGUCAAUGUUCACGUCAAACAAACUGCAUUGGACACAUUUACAAUUAUGUGUAUCGCUACAAUCCAGUUAAAGGUCUGUGCAUUGGUAAAACAAUAGUCGAGCGUAAACAAUGCUGUUGUAUGAAAGAGGUACAACGAAAGACUACCUGUGAAAAUAAUCAUUUGAUUCAGUAUACAGAAAAUUGGCAGCUAACUUCAAAUGGAUUUUGUGAACAAUAUGUCACUAGAAGAGAUGUUACUGGAUUAGCGAUUAGCCAAUGCACACCAGCAAAUCAAACUUUCAUCAAGAGUUGCAACAUAAGAGGUGAAGCAGUUCAAGUUACAGUCUAUCGCUAUAUGAAGAAUUGUGAAUGCAAGACUAAGAAAAUCGAUAAAAUUGUUCGAUGUCGCUGUACGAAAAAGCAUAACACUAAAACUUGUUUCGGUGACGAUCUCAUUGUUUAUCAUUAUCACUUUGAACGACUCCUUGAGGGCGAAUGUUUACCCCAACGAAGAGAUGUACACAAAAAGUUGGCUUGUAAGCGUCCAAAAAUAUUCAAAUCGCCUUGCGAUCCAUUAACAUGUCAGCAGCGUGUAACAAUAGUCAACUAUGUUGCUCAAAGAUGCAAAUGUAAACGAUUUGUAACUGUCAAACAUCAAACAUGUUGCUGUAAAGGAAAUCGUACAUCAAAUUAUGUAGGCUGUAAACAUAAUGAUAUAAAAGUUUUUGAAGAGAAAAUAGUUGAUCCUGAAGUUCAUUCUGGUUCUUGCAUUCAACGAGUUUCUUAUUAUUUUCAACCAAUAACUUGUCCGAGUAAACCAUCAUUAACCUAUCAUAGUUGUCGGCGUUUCAAUGUUGAAGCUGCUGAGAACCAAGGAAAUUAUGAAAUUGAUAAAGUUGAUCCUGGUCUUAUCUACAGAUUAGUUGAAAAAGUUAAAUGGAAAAUCCAAGAUUGUGAUUGUCGUAGAUAUUAUGAAUCUUAUUUUGAAGCAUGUGGUUGUGAUGAAUCGUCAAUCAUUAGUAACUCUGUGAGAACUAAGCAUAAAUGUGAUCAACAAACUGGAGUGUUAAUGACUUACAGACAAAAAGUAAGAUUAGAAAUUGUUGGAAUUCCACAUGAAUAUACCAAAUUAAAUCGACUGAAUAAAUUAUCUGACGCUAUAUGUCGGCCACAUUAUGUAAUAGAAGCAGCAAGAAAAAUAAUCUGUCCUGAAACUAAAACUUCUGUUGGUCCAUGUGAACUUGCUGAAGAUGGUCGAUCAUACAGAGCAAUCACAGUGCAUAGAUGGAUGCGAUCCAACUGUGUCUGUCGAAAUUUGCCACCAAUGUUGAUAGAAAAACAAGUAUGCAGUUGUCUUCCUAUCCGAUUACAAACAAAAUGUAUUAGUGUAAGCAAUAAACUACAAAUUUAUGUUAUCAAAGAAAAGCUCAUCAAGACUAAAUUAUCGUCUGGUAAAUAUAAAUAUGAAUGUAAAAUAGAACAAACAAUGAAAGAAAAUAUUAUCCAAUGUCCAAAGAAUAUUCUCCACUAUUCCAAAUGCAAAGAAGGCAAAAUGAGAGUGACUGUCAAAAUUUACAAAGUUUAUAAUUGUAAAUGUCAGGAGUCUAUACGUCGUUUACAAGUACAGUGUAAUAAACCUGAAAGAUUAGAAAAUAUCAAACAACUUCAACCUAAAGCGUCCAGACAAAUAUUAACUACAGUAGAACAGAUAAUAGAUUGUAUAGAUUUACUUCCUGCUGAAAACUGUUUACAAAUCAGUCGAUCAUCACGACGUAUCUGUGAGAAAUCUAGUCAAUUAUCUGAUUUAUUAUGUCGUCGAACAUGUCGUCGUUGUUUAGGUUGUGAACUGAACAACAUUAGAUAUCGAAUGAUCAAUGCAAAUUAUCCAUGUGCUGAAGACAAUCAACAUGUUUUGAAAAACUUUCUGAUUAAAUCUAUUCCAAUGACCCACACAUUAGCCUCCUGCAAAUUAGCCUGCGCCAAUCAAACUAACUGCCUAAGUUUCAUUUAUUCCAUGUCGAGUGAAUUUGAAUUAAAUGAAAUUGAUAAAACUACCAAUUGUAUGCUAUAUAGAGUCGACCUUUCAGCCAUUAAGCAACAUGAAUAUGAACAACACCAACAACAACAACAGAAUUCGAUUGAUAUCGUUUUUAAACCGAUUGAACAGCAACUUGAUCCAUUCUUCUCGCCUAUUAAUUUCCAAAAAUGUUUGGCAUUCAGAAAAAUUUGCAAACACACUUGUCCAAGUCCGAAGUUAACCGAGAUUUCCAAAUGUGAAUGUAAAGUCUACAAAAACUAUUAUGGCUAUCCUUCAGAGUCGUCGAAGUUUAAGACUUCUUUACACUGCUCAAAACUUAUCAGUGUUCAAUAUUACACUCAAUCGAAAUCGGGUGUUUGUCAAAAACAACACUGGCAAGGCUAUACUCCCUGUAGCAAUCCGAGAUAUCGUGAUUUACCUAUAACGAAUCUAAAUAACUGUGAUAAUCUGAAAUCAACUUUAUGGUGUGAAGCAGAACUAGCAGACGAUCAACGGAAGUGUAAAGAUGAUGUUUUCAGCAGGUUAUGUCCUAAAACAUGUGGCCUUUGUACCUGUUAUGGUGUAAAUGUAUUCAACGGAGAAUGUAAUUCAACUGGAUACAAAUUAGAUACUCAUAUAAUUUAUAAAUCUCAUCCAGUUAAUCGUAUAUGCUUUAUUGAAAUUAAAAUGCGUUUGUCAGUUUGUGAAUACUGUCCUAUUGGAACCUUUGAGUAUGUACACAAAUGUAACAAACUAACUAGAUCACGUACAAUCAACCAAAUCACCGCUCAGCUUAUUACAAUACCGUCAAAAAUAAACGGGAAACCACAAUUCAAAUGCUCAAUUCAAACAAAAAAUUAUAAAUUUGAAUGUGGCAAAUGUUUAGCUGCAUAUAGAGAUAAAUAUUCAAUAACUUCCUGCAAAAAAUUGACAGUCGAAUCAACACCAAUGAAAUCUGUUUAUCAACUAAAUUUGAUUACAGAAUAUGUGGUCGAUGAGAAUGGAUGUUGCAGAACAAAGCGAACGGAAAGAAGAUUUAACUGUGUUAAUUGUCCAUCUCCCCGAAUUAAACUUAGUCCGUGUUACAAUAAGCAAAGAUUGAAACACAUUAUAUUCUACACUCGACCAUGGGUUACUUCAUCCUUAAAACCAAGUGAAUGUAUUCAACAAAUCAUAACUAAACGAGAGAGGUGUUCAAUAGAUCAUCAAUUCCCUAAAGACGAAUGUCGUGAUUCAUUAACACUUAUGGAUUGUGGUGUGUUUAAACAAAGUAGAAAAUGCCAUCUGAAUUCAGAGGAAGCUCGUAGUCUAUGUGCCAAAACAUGCGGCUUCUGCGAUUGA
Schistosoma turkestanicum is the source of this 20864-nucleotide messenger RNA. Lineage: Eukaryota; Metazoa; Platyhelminthes; Trematoda; Strigeidida; Schistosomatidae. The record is from the annotation of a GenBank genome assembly.